GCCGCGCUCCCGGCGCUGCCCGGCGCUGCCCGUCGCGUCGCCGUCGGCGGCUUGCCCGCUUCCAAGAUGGCAGCGGCGGCAGCGGCGUCUGGCGUGUUCGGCCGGGCGGGCUGGAGGCUCCUGCAGCUGCGGUGCCUGCCCGUGUCCCGCUGCCGGCCAGCCCUGGUGCCACGUGCCUUCCAUGCGUCGGCUCUGCAGCUGAGGUCUUCAGAUGGGCAGAAGCAGCAGCCUCCCCCCUCUUUCUCCCAGCAGCAUUCUGAGACGCAGGCGGCAGAAGAUCCCAAUCCAGAGUCUUCUCGUCCGCCCCCCAGGUAUACAGACCAGGGUGGCGAGGAGGAGGAGGACCAUGAGAGUGAGGAGCAGCUGCAGCACCGCAUCCUGACGGCAGCCCUGGAGUUCGUGCCUGCCCAUGGCUGGACGGCAGAGGCGAUUGCGGAAGGAGCCCAGUCCCUGGGCCUCUCCAGUGCGGCCGCCAGCAUGUUCGGGAGCGAUGGCAGCGAGCUGAUCCUGCACUUUGUGACCCAGUGCAACGCUCGGCUCAUCCAGGUGCUGGAGGAGGAGCAGAAGCAGGUGCAGCUUAACCAGGCUGAGAAGAGGAAGACAGAUGAGUUCCUGAGGGACGCAGUGGAAACCAGACUGAGAAUGCUGAUCCCGUACAUUGAGCACUGGCCCCGGGCCCUCAGCAUCCUCAUGCUCCCUCACAACAUCCCAUCCAGCCUGAACUUGCUCACCAGCAUGGUUGACGACAUAUGGCAUUACGCUGGGGACCAGUCCACUGACCUCAACUGGUACACCCGCCGAGCUGUGCUGGCUGGCAUCUACAACACAACAGAGCUGGUGAUGAUGCAGGACUCCUCCCCAGACUUCGAGGACACUUGGCGUUUCUUGGAAAACCGGAUUAAUGAUGCAAUGAACCUGGGCCACACUGCCAAGCAGGUGAAGUCCACUGGAGAGGCACUGGUGCAGGGACUCAUGGGUGCGGCAGUGACGCUCAAGAACCUGACAGGUCUAAACCAGCGCCGGUGAAGAAGGACGAGUAUAAGCUAGACUGUCCAGAAGAAUACCUGCGAAUAUAUUUAAAGGGCAUCGAAAAGUAUGAUGUGCCAUCCACGGGACAGGGUGUUAAUGAGAAAACACUGAAAGACUCCUGAGUCACCAGCACAGCCACCUGGAAACCACAGGGCACUUGAUACAGCCAUAGGCUGGGAUUGGGCCACUUUUUCAGUUCUGUUACCAGGUCCGGCCUCCUGACGCCUCUCUGCAUUGCAGCUGUGCGAUUGACAAAUAAAGCUCCCGUGCAAGCAUUCAAGCCACAGAAGCCCAGCGCAUCCCUGCCAUGGUCUCACGGUCACUUCAGUCAUAUCUCAGCCUUCCUGGAAAUGCUCUCUGGGACUCCCAAGUUAGAGCCAGAGCCAGCCAAAGCAGCAGCUGAUCCACAGCCCAGCCCAGACACGUGCACCCAGAGGCGUUCCUUGCAGCCCUUUCCUCCAGCCUGAGAUGCUGCACUGGGGACCCCCUCCGGGAGCUGCCUGCCUGAGACUGGUGCCUGCUGGACCGUGGUUCACAGCCUGGCCAGAGGUGGCCCCAGACCUGGCGAUGCACUACACCAGCGUGCGUGACAGGAUUAUUAGUGAACUCAGAGUCUGUAAAAAUAAUAAAUAUGUUUGAAUCAGUUUCC
Molecule: messenger RNA, 1678 nt
Organism: Pteronotus mesoamericanus
Lineage: Eukaryota; Metazoa; Chordata; Mammalia; Chiroptera; Mormoopidae
Gene: COQ9
Product: coenzyme Q9
Exons: 9
Coding region: 67-1026 (319 amino acids)
Biological process (GO): ubiquinone biosynthetic process
Cellular component (GO): mitochondrial inner membrane
Molecular function (GO): lipid binding
Source: RefSeq, a predicted model, not a curated record